GAGAGCCGGGGAGGAACCGCUUCACUACUGUGUCAACCCGUCUGAAUCCCGUCUCCCACUGACCAGCACUGGAUACUAAAAAGUGAAUGAUUUUAUCCACCGCUCGACUUUGCUUCUUCUUGACGCCAAGGAAAUCCUGAAUACUGUCCCUUCGUCGACAGCAAAGUGUAAACGCCCCUACUGAGGCAUCAGGACCCCUUGCAUCCCGUUGCCAUGUGUGCCAUGGCACCGCCAUAUGGAAGAUAACUUAAUCUCCUGCCUUUUGCCUUUGGCCCGUCCCAUGUCUGAAGACAGCGAUCCAAAGCGCUACCUGUACUCCACCCUGGACGGGUGCAAAAGGGACCGGGAGAGGGCCGGCUUCCAGGCAGACGAAGAGGAGGGCUCGCCUUGUGGCUCCAUAAGUCAGCUGCACCACAUGGCCAGCGGUUACAACGAGGGAUGUCGUGGGCAGGACGGGGCAGAGCUGGAGCCCGAGCUGGGGUUGGCCUCUGAGGGGAGUGACAGUAGCCAUGAGCACCCCGCUUCGAUGGGCUCCCCACAUGAUGACAGGAAGCGGCCACGCCCACCGCUACAUGAGGAUGUGGAGAUGGGCUGCAGCGGCUCCAGCGGAAGUGGGACAGAAUCCCACGGCAAUGAGUCCCAUGGCAAUGAGUCUCAUGGCAACGAAUCUGUAGGCAGCUCCAAUGGCAAUGGCAAGGACUCUGCUCUCUUAGAAUCGUCAGGGAGCAAUAAGAGCUCAAACUCUCACAGCCCCUCGCCGCCAAGCAGUUCCAACGCCUUCAGUCUGGUGAGCUCUGAGCAGGACAACCCUUCAACCAGCGGCUGCAGUAGCGAACAGUCGGCCAAAGCUAAGACGCAGAAGGAGCUUUUCAAGACUCUCAAGGAGCUAAAGAUGCACUUGCCGUCGGAAAAGAGAAGCAAGGGCAAGGCCAGCACGCUCAACACCCUCAAAUAUGCCCUGCGAUGUGUGAAACAGGUGAAAGCCAAUGAGGAGUACUACCAGAUGCUGAUGAUAAAUGACAGUCAGCCACCGGGUCUUGAUGUGUCAUCAUACACCAUAGAGGAGAUUAACAGUAUCACGUCAGAGUACACCCUCAAAAACACCGAUAUAUUCGCUGUGGCCGUCUCGCUUAUCACAGGGAAGAUUGUUUACAUCUCGGACCAGGCAGCGUCCAUCUUGAACUGCAAGCGGGAAGUGUUUAACAACGCUAAGUUUGUGGAGUUCUUGACGCCUCAAGAUGUCAGUGUUUUCUACAGCUUCACCACGCCCUACCGCCUGCCCUCAUGGAGCAUGUGCACUGGAGCAGAGUCCUCUCCCACGGAGUGCAUGCAGGAGAAAUCCUUCUUCUGCCGCAUCAGUGGGGGCAAGGAGCGUGAGGGGGAUCUCCAGUACUAUCCUUUCCGUAUGACUCCCUACCUGAUGAAGGUGCAGGAUGCUGAGCUGGCUGAGGAGCAGUUCUGCUGCCUCCUGCUGGCUGAGAGGGUGCACUCCGGGUAUGAAGCACCCAGGAUCCCUCCUGACAAACGGAUCUUCACCACCACACACACACCUAACUGUGUGUUCCAGGAUGUGGACGAGAGGGCUGUUCCUCUGUUGGGCUACCUCCCCCAGGACCUCAUCGGUACACCCGUGCUGCUUAACCUGCACCCAAGUGACCGUCCCUUAAUGCUGGCCGUCCAUCGCAAGAUUCUGCAGUAUGUCGGCCAACCGUUUGACCACUCGUCAAUCCGUUUCUGUGCGAGGAAUGGCGAGUACAUCACCAUAGACACCAGCUGGUCCAGCUUUGUCAACCCGUGGAGCCGCAAGGUCUCCUUCGUCAUCGGCAGACACAAAGUCCGCAUGGGUCCUGUGAAUGAAGAUGUUUUUGCAGCCCCAGCUUUCCAUGGGGGGAAGAUCAUGGAUUCAGACAUCCAGGAAAUCAGUGAGCAGAUCCACCGGUUGCUACUACAGCCGGUCCACAACAUGGGCUCCAGUGGUUAUGGUAGCCAUGGCAGUAACGGCUCACACGAGCAGCUGGUGAGUGUCGGCUCCUCCAGCGAGAGCAACGGAAACGUCGCCGCCGGGAAUGGAGCAGAGGAGACGAGCAAGGCCAAGCCCACCAGGACCUUCCAGGAGAUUUGUAAAGGAGUCCACAUGCUAAAGAACCAGGACUCCCAGACCUACCUGCGCUCCCCCUCGCCUUCACCUUCACCUUCACCCUCACCCUCACCCUCUCCGUCCAAACCGGAGCAAAAGAAGAGUGCUGAUACAGCAGUAUCACUCAGGAGUCCAGUGGUGCGUCUGAAGGACUCAACGUCCGCCCUGCAGGCCAAGGACAGUACUACAGGCAGCAUGGAGGACCUAACCUGUAAAGACCAGACUGUGCACUCUUACCAGCAGAUCAGCUGCCUCGACAGUGUCAUCAGGUACCUGGAGAGUUGUAAUAUUCCCAUCACGGUGAAGAGGAAGUACCAGUUCUCCUCCAACACCACGUCCUCCAACUCAGACGAGGGCAAGAAGGACUUAGAGAACAGCAUGCAAGGCACUCAAGACGCCAGCACAGACCCUUUGAUGCUGGACAACCAGCCAGGCCUGUCAAACAUUAAAGCCCCUAAGAAGCCUCCAUCUGGAGCUGCUCCUGUAGUGGGAGGCCCCCUGGCUCCACUCACCCUGCCCAGCAAGGCUGAGAGCGUUGUAUCCAUCACCUCACAGUGCAGUUACAGCAGCACCAUAGUCCAUGUAGGAGACAAGAAGCCUCAGCCAGAGUCUGAGAUUAUUGAGGACGUAGCAGAGAGCCCGGCACCUCCGACAUUGCCUGUCAGUGUGGUGUCUCCACCCAGCCAGGAGAAGGAGGCCUAUAAGAGGCUUGGCCUCACCAAGCAGGUGCUGGCUGCCCACACCCAGAAGGAGGAGCAAGCCUUCCUCAACCGAUGCAGAGAGCUCCGUAAUGCCAGGACAUUUCAGAGGGAUUGUUCAACGUAUCUGCACAAGCAGAGAGGUCCAACCAGUGCUCAAGAAUCAUCUGGACUGCGAGGUGCUUCCAAACCAGGUGUCCCCAGGCCCGAGCCUACCACCAGGAAGGGCGGCCGCAACAGGAAGUCCAAGAAGCCCCGCAUGAAGCGCCCCGAUUCGUCAGACAGUGCCGUUUCUAAUCGGAAACCCCGCCCUCCGCUUCAGGGUCUCAACCAGACUUCCUGGUCCCCGUCUGAAGCCUCCCAGUCAGCUUUCAAUGUCUCUUACCCGGCAAUGGUACAAGCCUACCCACUUUCUGUCUACCCCACUGCCCCUGCUGCUCCAGCCCAGGCCCCCCGCCCUGACCCCUCACUCUCCACAGGUUUUGGGGAGGGCCAGAGCAGCCAGGCAGCCCCACCUACUGGCACUCCGUUCCCCGCCCCAAUCGUUACACCUGUGGUGGCUUUGGUGCUGCCUAAUUACCUCUUCCCCCAAAUAGGCCAGUUAAGCCAAAUGCCCCAGAUGGGUGCCACUCCUAGACCCACUUUCUUCCCCGAGCAGACCCAAACGCAACCCACCUAUACUGCCCAGCAGCCCUUCCAACCCGCCCAGCCUGCCUACUCCAUCCAGACACAGCCACCCUACACUGGCCAGCAGCCCUUCUCUGCACAGCCUGCCUUUAACCCCCAGCAGUCAUUCCAAGCCCCUCAAACGGCCUACUCUACGCAGCAGUCCUUUCAGACACAGUCUGCCUAUACUACCCAGCAGCCCUUUCAAACGCAGCCUGCAUACACCACCCAGCAGCAUUUCCAAGCCCCCCAAACCGCCUACACAACCCAGCAGCCCUUCACGGCCCAGCCCUCUUUCCCAGUCCAGACACAGUUUGUGGCCCAAGCUUCUUACCCAGCCCAGCCUUUCACCUACGGCCUGGCCACUGAGCCUCCCAAACCUCCAGCCAUGGAACCGCGAGAGGGGGCCGCAUCUCGCUCGUCCACCCCAGCCUCAGGGGGCAGGGAGCCCGCCACAUCGCCCCCACUGUUUGAGUCACGGUGCAGCUCGCCCCUGCAGCUGAACCUGUUGAGCAUGGAGGAGGGGCAGCGCUCAGUGGAGCGUCAAGACAGCACAGCCCCCUCAGCUGGAGCCCAGGGCAGCAACACAGCUGGAGCAGCAGGGGAGAAGAAUGGAGCCACAGUGAAGCCAGAAACCCACCAACAGGUGGAGUCCCCAGAGGACAGAGCCCACAGUGAUGGUAACUCCUCCUCCAGCGACCUGCUGGACAUCCUGAUGCAAGAGCAGGAGGACUCUCACUCUGGAACUGGCUCAGCCACCUCUGGGUCCAUGGGCUCAGGAUCAGGAUCCAACGGCUGUGGCACAUCAGCUAGCGGAGCCUCUGGCAGCAGAAUGGGGAGCAGCAACACCAGCAAGUAUUUUGGCAGCGUUGACUCCCUGGAGCAUGAGACCAAGGCCAAGGCCAAAACCAAGAUGAGGGCUGAGGGCGGCUCUGAGGGCGGCCAGUCACAGAGCCAGGGCUCAGGUCAUGGGGAGGGAGACCAUCUCAUCAAGUACAUCUUGCAGGAGCCCCUCUGGCUUCUGAUGGCCAACACCGACGACAAGGUCAUGAUGACCUACCAGAUGCCAUCCAGGGACAUGCAGAAGGUUCUUCGGGAGGACAAGGAGAGGCUGCGGCAGAUGCAGAAGAGCCAGCCUCACUUCUCGUCAGACCAGCGCCGAGAGCUGGUGGAGGAGCACCCCUGGAUGAGGAGAGGGGGCCUCCCUUCUGCUAUCAAUGUGAAGGAGUGUGUGUACUGUGAGGAUGCGGCAGCAGCGGCUCCCAUUGACGAUGACCUGCCAGACAUGGAACUGGGCGACCUGGGAGAGGAGGCGAGCCGAGAGGAGCAGAGCUGCCAGAACCUGGCUAAGGAGUCGCAGCCUCAGCCCGACUCCGGUUCAUGAACACACGCUCACACACCGUCCAGAAGACUAACCUUGGACCUCCAUGAUGCACAACAGACACUUACAUACUACACACACACUCAUACACACACACAUACACACACACACACAUGGUGUGGAUAUGAGAGACACAGCUGUGUGCCUGAAAAGAACUUGAUUACACACGCACACAAACUAAAAGACAUUAAGUCAAGUAGAACUCUCUGUUGCCAUGGUGAUGGUCGUGAGGCUGUGUGUUGCUGUAUGUGCCCGGUGGUUUGGGGUGUGUGUGUGUGUGUGUGUGUGUUCAUUCGUGUGCGUGUGCAUGAUGGGGCAGGACUGAUGGCAGGACUGCUGAGCUGUAGUUCUGAACCCAUCCUGCCAGGGGGCAGUAGUGCUAUACAGGCAAGAGGCUGUUACAGGCUUGUAGUCUGUAUGCAUGAGCCACACACUGCUGCCUACUCACCGCGCGCGCGCGCACACACACACUCACACACACACACAUACACACAUAACCUGUGAAACAAUCUGAGCCCAACAUGUGUGGUUGGUAACCUUUGGCCUCUAAGAUGACUUUUAAUUUUUUUUUUUUUUUAAGUGUUUCCUACCAUUCUGUUUGGUACAGAGACGGUCCUCACAGGAACCUGUACAGUUACCCAUCCUUCAAGGAAAAAGUCAACACAAGUGGUCAAUAGAUAUUGUUAUAUUUAAUGAUAAAAAAUAAAUAAUAAUUUUAAUAUUUGGACAAAUCACUUCAGUUUGUUUUAACUGUUUCUAAAAGGCUUUUUUUUUCCAUCAAGCCACUCUUGAAAGCUGUUAUGAAAACGCCCUGAUGUCAGACAUUCUCUUCGUGGCUUGUGGUGCCAAGUCAAAUGAUAUUUUGUUGUCUCAUUCACUCAAAUCCUAGGAUGCCCUCUGCUUUCUCAUCAGAAACCAUUUAUAACAGAUGUGAUGCUCAUUGAAUAAUGUGGGUGGGGUCAAAGGUCAGAGACUCCCACUUUUGUAUCAAAGAUGUGUUUUUAUCUCACUUUCUCUGAUGAUUCUCCUUGGAAAACUGCUGCAAUAUAUGUAUAGGCACAAAACAGUGGUAGAGCCUGAUUCAACAACCAACAAAAUGACCAGAUGUACAGGCAGAUUUGUGGGUUGGUUUUCACUUUUUACAACAAUGACAAUCAACUAUAUACCAUAGGAUGGCCGUUUUAUCACAAUACCUUAUUUAUUUUCUACCAGAUUAUAUAUCUAGAUAGAUUUUAUAUGCCAAUGCCAAAUGCAUUCAGAUAGAUGAAAUAGGUACAAUAAAGUAGCUCCAGAUUUAUCUGGACACCACAGCUUAAUUGGGUUUCCAUGCAUGGAAACUUGAACACGUGAUGAUCACAUCUAAAAACUGGAGUUUGCCUGUCACAGACAACAUCACUAUAUAGUUGCAAAUUUCAGAGAGAAGAGGUGCUACAGAAAUCACCCUCAAACUGACUAGAUUCCUAGGAUUAGCAUUUCAUUUUCACUCAAAAUCUUCAUUUUUAAGUGCAAAAAGUUAAAUUAUUUACUCAAAUAUUUUAUACACAAAUAUUACAAAUAUUGCAAUCACAAUGUUGCAUAAUACAGAGUACAAAAAUCUCCUCUUGCCCCAUUUCAAACAAAUUACUUUUGUCAUGUUCUUAUUUUAUUGUUUUUUAGGUACAUUUCUGAAAGGUUGUUCAAGUUUUGACUUAACAUUGAGUUUGGAGUGACGAGAGAGAUUCUGACAGCCUGAAUAUUUAUUACCCCAUGAUAAUUUUGUUGCAGUCGUGGCAUGUUUCAGGUGCCACUAAAAGGACUUAGGAAGCUCAAAACCCUUGAAAGCCUCUUUUGGCACGUGUUUGGCAGCAUGGAUCCUGGACUAGAAUCAUUUCUAUGACACUGAAUACUGUGAAAGCUUUUGGCCAAGAGAUGUUUUACACUGUGUUCUCAACGGGAGAAGUCAAUACUGAGCAUUGAGUCCGCACUGAAAGGCACUAUGGGAACACCGCAUGACAACUGUAUGUAGAAAAUAUGGGGACCAUGUUGCCUCAGUAACCUAACCGCUGGUCAUGUAAAUUUAGAUAACGGUUACACAGGAAACGGUGAUAUGCAUGUGUUGUUAACUGGCAACCAUGCCAGCUCCAUGUCACAUAUACAAGUAUUAUGGAAACUGGGAUCCACAUUAGUUCCGUUACAUGAAUUGUAAACUAUGAGAACUGGGAACAAUUGCGGUGCUGGGGCAGAAACUGUGUUGGGUUAAAGUGGUGAAUGCACAGGAACACAGUCUGGACCAAGAGCAUCUCACUGGCUUAGUUUGUUUUCAUGAUUUUCAUUUUCUGUUUUGCAUUUAGUCUUGUUCACAUGUCAGAGCUAGUUCUUCAUUGUUUUAUUUUUCUAUUCUUCUCUUGUGUGUUUUGUUUCAUGUGUUGAAGAAGGUUAAGAGUUUAUUGAGUGUCAUUGGGAACCUACCUCUGAUAAAAUCCCAGGUCAUGUUACUGUAAGCAGUGAAUAACCAACGUUGGAUGUAUAUGUAUGUGGGCAAAGCGCAAUGGACGAAGAUACUUAAGUAAUUCCACUGAGUGGUUGGUGUGUACAGAGGCUCUGAUAAGUUUCUGCUUCGGACUCCAAAGUGUGUGGGGACUCCUGUCUGCUAUCUUUAUGAAUGAAUGAAUGAAUGAAUGGACAGAUGGGACUGGCUCUCCUCACCACUAAUAGCAAUUGCAAUCUGUUUUUUGUCCUUUGUCUCAUUUCUGUGCAAAAUGUAUUCCAGGGGUUUCCCUAGCUCACCUGUGUGUAAAUCAUCAGGAAUGCGUGAAAAUAGUUGGUUUUUCAUUUCAAACUGGUAUUAGGACAUCAGCUGUCAUGGACGCCAAAAGGGGGUCAAAGAAUGCUGUUGCACUUGUGUUUUAAGCCUUACCAUACCUAUAAGGCCUCACACAGAGGGAAGCCGCUUUGAAUGGAUUAUACACAGCCGAGCCGCCGGAAGCCUCCUACUCUAUAAAUGCAUCCACACGGUACCAGCACCUCAUGUUGUGUAUGGUCAUGUCAGUUUGUCUCAUUGCCACUGUUUGAGCCUGUGGUAUGUUCAACUAGCACAGUUUUUCUGCAUUUUUGUAGGUAAAAAGAUGUGUUGUUUGGGAUGUCAAAAUGAUGUUGUAAUAAAACUACAAAAACUAAAA
Myripristis murdjan (pinecone soldierfish) is the source of this 8040-nucleotide messenger RNA. RefSeq names its product period circadian protein homolog 2-like. NCBI's taxonomy places the organism in Eukaryota, Metazoa, Chordata, Actinopteri, Holocentriformes, Holocentridae. Gene Ontology annotation, cellular component: nucleus; cytoplasm. Gene Ontology annotation, molecular function: transcription corepressor binding; transcription cis-regulatory region binding. The record is from RefSeq and is a predicted model, not a curated record. The transcript has 22 exons. The coding region runs from base 236 to 4885 and encodes 1549 amino acids. Gene Ontology annotation, biological process: circadian regulation of gene expression; entrainment of circadian clock by photoperiod; negative regulation of transcription by RNA polymerase II.